This is a messenger RNA of Patiria miniata (bat star), 4525 nucleotides long. RefSeq lists its product as uncharacterized. Lineage: Eukaryota; Metazoa; Echinodermata; Asteroidea; Valvatida; Asterinidae. The record is from RefSeq and is a predicted model, not a curated record. Bases 294 to 2141 code for a protein of 615 amino acids. The transcript is spliced from 15 exons.
UUCACUUGGGUGAGCAGCUCUAUGGGUGAGCUGGCCUCUGAGUACUUUUUUCCCCGGUCGUCAGAGAGCAUUGCCAUAAAAAAAUGUUGAUAUUUACCCACUGACUGCAUGAAGACCAUGAUUUUGGAAAUGUCGGAGUUGUGAAGUGAAGCUUGAAGAAACUGAAGAUCGGAAGCCUGCGUCUUCAUCUUGUCUCUCAACAUUUCUGACAUCUUCAUGAUUUCCUUCCGACGCGGAUACAGUCAAAGGUGUUGUAUUUACAACGAAGCGGCGGGACUGGACCAGUUUUCAUCAUGACUUUCAUGGCUUUGCGUGUAGGUCUCAACAUUUUCCAAAAGAGGCGCCCUGCAAUUUCCUCUCAAAGGUUGUGUUGUAAAUUUGGGAAAGCUGUUGGUACUACAUUUACUAGGACAAGAUUUAAUUUGGUAAAGGAGUUCAGUGCUCGGUGUCACAGCACUGGCCCUGUCCCUGGCCCCACCGGUGCCAAAGUCAAUCAAUCCAGAUGGCGGUACGUACGACGGACAUUGGCUGGAAUCAUUCUUCUUGUGCCCGUCGCUGGUUUAGGGACCUAUGCUAUGCUGGACAGCACUAGCAGGAGAAAAGUCUACGUGACUGGUCAAGGUUUCGUUAGGUUUUUCAGGACACUCUACAUUGGCACGUACAUCUCACUGGACUACAAAUGGAGCCUUUGGAACCUGGACGAAGGAUCUGAGGAAUACAAACAGGCUUUCCAGACCUGCAACGAGCGAACGGGAGACAUGAUUCUCAACGGGUGUCUUAAAAACAGAGGCUUGUACAUCAAGCUGGGGCAAGUACUCGUCACGGCAAACUACGUGCUUCCCAAGGAGAUCUUGAUGAAGUUGUCGGUGCUGCACGACAAGGCGCUGUCCCGGGAUUACAAAGAGUUAGACCAGUUAUUUCGAGAGGAUUUCAAGUGCAAGCCAGAUGAGAUGUUCAAGGAGUUUGACUCUAAACCCAUUGCCGCUGCAAGUCUGGCACAGGUUCACCGGGCAGUCACCCAUGAUGAUCAAGAAGUGGCUGUCAAGGUCCAGUACAUCAACCUGAGAGACCAGUACCAUGGGGACUUCAGGACACUGCAGAUAAUGCUGACCUUAAUUCACUGGAUGCACCCAGGUUCAAUCAACUACAAUGAAAUUCUAAGUGAUAUGGAGGAGCCACUCGCUAAGGAGUUGGAUUUUGAAAAUGAGGGACGCAACUCGGAGAGGUGUGCUGAAAAUCUACAACAUCUGAAAUACAUCUACGUACCUAAAGUACACUGGAAUUUAACAAGCAAGCGGGUUUUAACAAUGGAGUAUAUCCACGGCUGCAAAGUGACCAAUGUGGAGCAGAUUGAGGAGAUGGGAAUCGCUCCUGCAGAUGUUGAUGCUAAAUUGAUUGAAGCAUUUGGUGAGCAGAUCUUCCGCUCUGGAUUUGUGCACGCAGAUCCCCAUCCUGGAAACAUUUUUGUGCGGAAGGCCAAAGAUGGUAAAGCUGAGCUUGUGCUUUUGGACCACGGAUUGUACGAAGAGUUGCCAGCAAAGGUGCGACUAGCAUUGGGCAGAUUCUGGCGAUCCAUUAUCUUGAAGGAUGAACCAACCAUGAAACAGAGCGCAGCUGAGAUGGGGAUCAAAGAGUACCUGCUCUUUGGGAUGAUGGUCACCCAGCGGCCAAUCAACAUGAAGGCACGCCGGGGACUGCACAUGACCUUCAUCGUGCCACCUGAGGAGCUGCGCAAGAUGGCCAAGGAGUUCCACAAGAUGAACGAGAGCCAGACAGAGCUGAUGAUGGCCAGAAUGAACGACUUUAUCUUGUCACUGCCCAAGUCACUGUAUUUAAUAUUUCGAAAUAUGAACACGGUACGCUCCAUUGACCGGACCUUUGGCCAGCCAGUCAACUACCUCGUGACAAUGGGCAGAUGUGCUGCAGGUUCCAUGUUUUUUGAGUCGGAAGACAGAACCUUUGCUGGAAGAGUACGGGCAUCAUGGCAUCAAUUCAUCUAUGAUUUUACUCUCAGAUCUGAUCAAGUCCUGAAUUCCCUGACGAGUUUUGUCCUUCGUUUGAUGUUCCGUUUCGGCUGGACAUUUCCUUCAAAACCGACGGGCAGUGGACAUGACAUUAUGGACAGUUUGCGACCGUUGUGAUUCAGAGAACCACGUAAUACCCGCACAUUUUAGAAACAAUUGUUGUAGCGGGCCCCAAUAACUUUGGUUUUACUUAUAUAAAUUAUGUGUGUGUAUAUUAGAUCCUUCAUGAAGUAUAUUUAGAAACCUGAGGAACUUGUUUGUAGAGAAAGUUUACUAUACAAUUGUAGCCUGCUGUGACAGGGUCCAUGGUGUUUUGUACACCCGAGGCACCCAAGGCGAAGCCGAGGGUGCCAUUUGCCCCCGAAGGUGUACAAAACCAAUGGACCCCGUCACAGCAGGCAACAAUUGUUUUGUUUUACCACAGUUAUAGAUUACAUUUACAGCUGUCUAAUUCUGUCACUGGUAAUUUCUGAAACUGGUCUGUUCCUGUCGCGGUACUUGGUGAACUAUUCGCACAGAUUUGUCCGUAUUUUUCUUUGUGCUGAUGCUGUCCUGUUCAAAAAUCAAAUUUCUGAUCUUGUCUUUGGGACAAUAGAGAAACUUCUUCUUUUGGAGGCGACCUGUUGUCAUCUGCCAACAUCAUUACGGCAAAAUUGGCACGGUUAAAAUAAGCAGACAAACAGUGACAACGAUGUAAAUAACAAGCGCGGUCAUAGUAGAAAUAGUGCUCCACUGUCCCUCAUGGCACAUCUGACAGGAACAUACAUCAAUUUACGUAUUACCAGCGUAGCUACAACCUCGUUCCCGAGGUCACACUAGUAUAAUACAACUCAGUGAAAACGACACUUUCAAAAGCGGGAAAAAUCCAAGGUAUUAUACCUAUGGGGUACAUCACUCAUGUACCACAGCGUACAAUGCCCAUGCAUUUUUGUGGCAUGUCACAUGAUCCACUCUUGACCAAUAAAAAUUCACAAUCUAUUACCAUGGCAAAACGAGGAUAAAUGUUGCCACUCUGGAACAGAUGAUGUUCAGUUUGUGUGCAAUGAUGUGCCUUCCUUUAAAUGUGAUCAGCGUAUUCUAUUGACAUUUUGUGAAAUAUUUCUAUAGUUAUUCAUGAAACAUUUUGUUAAUAGAAAUAAAAUGGAAUGUAACAAAAAAAACCAAAAUAAUGUCAAAUCAAAAAAGUAACUCAAACAAAUGUAUCAAUGCAUGCAUUUCUUUAUUGUUAGCUUUCAAAGAAAAAAAAGAAAACAAAAGCAAGUAAUUAACCAAUUGCCCUUCUUACUAAAUUCACCCACAUUGAGAAUUUAUUUUUUAUUUUACAUAUCAUUCUACAAAUAAUUUUUAAACACAACAUAACACAUCAUUUUGAGUUUCUCCACAACCAGAAAUGCGUGGGGCAGACUUUGAUGUGUAUUCGCACUUCAAUGUUUCCAUAUCAUCUAAAUAUUAUCAAUAAAAAAUAAAACUUUGCUUGUGGCCAAAACAAGAAGAAAAAGAAUAAAAUGAUUAAAAAAUUGUGCGAUUGGCCCAUGCAAGACUGGUUGCGCCAAAAUGAUGUUGACCAACUUUUUAAAUUUUGUAACGGAAAAAUAAAUAAAUAGUUCGUUAACAAAAAAAACAAAGAAUAUAACUUCUUCAACCCUUUUCAAAUGCUAAUUUCCAACUCAUGCAGUUAAGGUAUGGAAACAAAAUAAAUCUUUUUCAACUAUGCUGGGCUAUGGAACAAAACUUUUCAAAAAGAAUAAAUGGUGUUAAAUCAAUCGGUCAAAAUAAAUACCAGCAAAGGUUUCAUGCAUGCAUGCUCAUGUGAUAUAUGUUGUCUGUUUUGGGAAAAUCGAAAGAAAUCAAAUUUAACACGAGCAACCAAAAUAAAAGCAAUGGUUAAAACCACAAACAAGAAACACUUAUUUCUUCUAUCCACUAUAAUUUUCUUAACUAGUUAUAUGUUCUUCAAUUGCUAUGUGAUGUUUAUCUACUUUAAAAACUACAACUACUGUCAAACGGUAACUAAAGCUGGCUUUUGAAGAAGUGCUCACCCCCGUUUUCCUUGUGAAAGGUUGAGGGGAAUAGUCGGACAGAAAUCUGUACGGUUACUUUUUCUCAGGGAGCGGAGUGGUUGUAACAUUUUUUUUAAAACUCAGGAAUCAAAACCAACUGUUAAUGCACUUGCAGCAAAGAAAGGUGCAAAACUUGCAUUCUCUGCUGUAUCAGAAUCACCAGAAUUUAUGUAUUUUUGUACUUAAUAUUUAAACUAAAACAUGUCAACCAAAUCAAAAAAAGUGUAAACUAACCCAAACCGAGUUUUGUGACGUGUUCAAAUUCGCAUCUCCGUUCUAUGUCCGAUGCCCAUGUAGCUGUAAGAAAAGUGAAAAUAAUAAAGACAACUUUCUUUUAGAAAAGUAUGCAUUUUAUAAAUAGUUAUAGCUUAUUUCUAACACAAUUCUUUCAGUCUUCAGUUGAGGAAUUUGGUGUGAAAUUAAAUUGCAAUCCAAUCCCAA